AUGGAUAACAAAAUUCGUCAACUUUUUCCCCUCUUCAUUCACCAAAAAAAUCUGGUUUAUUUAGAUAGCGCUGCCACUAGUUUAAAACCUUUGGAGGUGAUUCGAGCCAUCAGCAGUUAUUAUGAAAAAUAUUCGAUCAACAGCCAUAGUGAAAGUAAUAAUUCUUUAUCUAACAAAGUUCGAGAUACUAUCCAACAAACUCGCCAAUUAAUUGCCCAAAAAAUCAAGGCUCAAAUUGAAGAAAUUAUUUUUCUUCCUUCAACUACCUAUUCCUUAAAUAUUUUGGCUUUAUCUUUGGAACAUUAUUUAGAAGAGGGAGAUAAAAUUUUUCUGACCCAUUUAGAACACAGUUCUAAUUGCUAUCCCUGA
Messenger RNA from Funneliformis geosporum, 369 nucleotides. Lineage: Eukaryota; Fungi; Glomeromycota; Glomeromycetes; Glomerales; Glomeraceae. The record is from the annotation of a GenBank genome assembly.